CCUCGCAAACAUCAUCCCCGCUCUACCUCCAAAUCAGGAAGCACGAACACACGCUGCUGUUUUUGACUUUUCUGCCCCGUUUCGCCCCUCCGGUGGUCGACGCGGCUCGGACCAGGGCGAACCCAGCAAGCGUCAGUCAGUCAGUCAGAGUCCAUGGCGGUGAGGACCACCGAGCGGUGCUGAAGGAAGGAAGGAGAAGACUGACUGCGUCCGUCCGUCCGGGGCAGCGUCGUGGAUGUAUUUGACACAGACAGACCAACCAAAGACGACGGGCUCUGUCAACAGCAUGGGACAGCAACUAGGAAAGAGGGAGUCGCCCACAAACAGCAAGGCUUCGUCACCUGAACCCAGAGCAGCAAAACAAAGAUGGGCAGCAGAGACCGAACCCCAAGAUGAAGUGUUUGGCCCGGGUGAGACAGAUGCCUUACAGAACAAUGGCUGCGUCUCCGAGAAGCCGGUGGUGACUGACUCCACGGGCGCUGAGGGCCCCCACCAACCCCGGACUCCCGCCAGCACAGCUGACCCUGACGCCGCCACGCCGCGCCCCCACCUGGUCCGCCUCUUCUCCCGAGAUGCUCCGGGCCGGGAGGACAACACCUUCAAAGAGCGACCCUCGGAGUCGGACGAGCUGCAGACCAUCCAGGAGCACAGCGGAGCGGCUUCAGAGUGCGGGUCGGAGAGCCCCGAGCAGGACAUAGAAUAGGCUCGCUUUUUUUUCCCUUUCUCCUCUUUUGUUUUCUCUUUUUCCUCCUCUACUCUUUCGUUCUCUCAUUUAAGAGAGAGCCAGAAAGCCCCCGUUGAAAGCGAAACACUCCCCACUUGCUUCCACUACCAUGGCAUCUGCAAGCAGCUCCGCAGCCUCUGCCGCCUUCGGGCUCGGCCGGAGGAAGAAGAACCCCGGGCUCUUGGACCAGAUCGGGAACUUCUUUGGAGGCGACAAGAAGAAGAAGGGAAAGGGCUCUUUCCGUGGAGCUCUGUCUCCGGCCCCUCAGAAAGCCUCCGCCACCUCCCCACGUAAGCGUGGCGGGGAGAACGCCGUGGUCCACUUCUUUCGCACGAUGGUGAGCCCCGCCCCUCCCAAGUCUAGGUGGAGAGGACUAGCAGCCAAGAUAGGUCUGGGCCCGCAGAAGUCCACUAAGAAGGCCGGAGCCGGGGACGGCAAAGGCAGCCUGACUAGAAUCUUCAAAAUGUGAUGGUCUCAGCAGCAGAGGAAGCAGGAGCGCUUCUCCAGCCAAACGCUGAGGAGCGCCAGCAGGAAGCUAGACGUCCGAAAAACCCCGGGGGGAACAAGAGGAAGAAAAAGAGGAAAAUGACCAACCGUUCACACCCACCUUCCCAGUCGCCUUCAAAUAACACCUUAAUGUUUGCUAACCCCCCACUUUAUGACCCUCUUUGGGUGAUGGAUGGCGACACAAUCUGUCCCUUUCUCGUCCAUCAUCUGAAGCUCCAUGUGUGCAGCCAUGGCUGUCUGCUGAGGCUGAUCCUGAAGCCGCUCACGUGUGCAGCCUGAUGACCUCCUUCCCCUCGCCACAGCUCUCCUUUUUUUUGUAGCGUCAGUGUUGGUUUCCUAACAAACGGUGGCUGAAGCGAAGCACACCCGAGACCGUUGAAGGAUGGAGCCGGCACAAGCAGACCUGACCUGACUGCUGCUGCCUUUGGCAGACUGAGGGAAAGACUCGGGUGUCUUUGCGUUAGAACAGUGGUGUUUUCUGUCCUGUCUGUCUGUCCCACGUCUGUGUUUGGUUUCAGAACAAGAACUAACAGGUUUACAUCGCUGUGGACCAGAUGUCUUUUUAAUUCACCUCAUUUGUUGUAGCUGUAGCAAAGUGUCCUGUCAUAGAUGUUAAGUGUUGAUCGUAGCACACAAGGCUGACUGUGGCUUUCAUGCUUUAAAAAAAGUUUUAAAUCAACUUUACAAAACUAACAAACCUUUAUUUAAAAAGCAUCAGGCCAGAUGUGGACUCCUGUCAGAGCUGUGAUUUAGUCUGCUGAAGGCUUUCCUCGUCAUUUCUAUGCACUCAUACUGUAAAUUCAGGAGAUCCUGAGCCUCACUUUGGACCACCCAAAACAAUGUGCUGUUUGUUUGUCCUUUAUGGUGCAGGCUUUCAAAAAGAACACACUCAAUUUCAUAAAGGUGCUCUGGAACUAACUCUUCCUCAGAAUGUGUCCGUCCUUCUGCAUGAAAAAGAGACCCAUGUUUCAAUUCUAGAAGGUCCAGCCCCAUUCGUUGUGCUUUCCCAAAAGCAAGCAUGUGUGAUGUGCAGCCUCUCCCGUGUUUGCGUGCUCGAGCCUCGUGAGUGCAGCGUGGCGUUUUUCCGCUGAAUGGAUCCUGAAUGAAUGUAAACAACCUCCUCAUUAUUGUAUGUGUAAUAAAACAUGACCAGCCACUUAACUAAAAAUAAAAAACUACAAGCAUGAA
Oryzias latipes (Japanese medaka) is the source of this 2419-nucleotide messenger RNA. Lineage: Eukaryota; Metazoa; Chordata; Actinopteri; Beloniformes; Adrianichthyidae. The record is from RefSeq and is a predicted model, not a curated record.